GAGAAAUGUGAAAUUUAUCGUAAAUAUUAUUGUGGUGAAACGUCAUACAAUGAAUGUUUGUUCUAAUCAACUAACGCGACUAUCCACCCGUUUCAAUUGAAACAGAUCUCAGUAAUGCUCCCCCAAUAUGAAAGAUUUGGGGAUAGCACUACCAGUUCGGUUGAUCAAACUGGUCGAAGUGCGGUUCGAAUUCGUUUUGGUAAACUGGCAGUGAUUACGGUAAUGUUUCCUGUGUUAGGAUUCCUGUUCUGUGUAAUUUGGUCUCUAAUGUACAAUUUUGAACAAGCCAAUUCGACACACUGUCUUGUAUAUAAUUUUUUGCCUUCACUAUCGGCGGCGAUUGGAAAUUAUCAGCCACAACGCUUUGUUUGGCAAUUUUCCGUACUAGUACACGCACCACCGCGGUACGCAAUAGCAUUUCUCUACAAAAAUUUUCACUUGGGUCUGCUACGCAAACGACGAAAGGAAUUGGCCUAUUUAGCAUGUGUUCUAAAUAUCACCGAGCUCAGCUCGCUAGUCGGGCUUACUUUGUGGACGUCGAUUGAUAACUAUGAGGUGCACAAGUUUUGCUUCAGCACGUUUGUAAUCGCUUCGAUGAGCUACAUGAUAAUACAAAUUAUCAUCAAUAAAAUAACCCGAGAACAAGACAUCCUUUCUACAUCAGAACGAAAAUCUUUAAAAUACAAAAAAAGACUGUUCCUAGCAAAUCUAUUUUCAAUUCUGCUGGCAGUUUAUUUUUUUGUUAGGCACAAUACUUAUUGCGAACCUGGAGUCUAUUCGCUCUUCGCUCUGAGUGAGUACGUGUACGUAUACAGCAAUAUUGGUUUUCAUAUGACGGCCUAUUGGGAUUUUAUUAGCGCAAACCUUUACUUCGACUGUAAAAACGGAAUACAUUUAUCGGGCAUUUAAACGAAGAAUGGAGAUAGUCCGUUACAAUGGUGCAUGCAAAACACUAGGAAUUGACUUUUGUAUAAAAAAUCGUUUUCUCUUCUAAGUAUUUGUCUACGUAUCAGGUUUUAGCGGUAUGUAAAUGAUGCUUACGCAGUUUGGGAAAGGCAUCAGUGAAGAAAAAAUGACAAGUAUACAUUUCGGUGUUGAGCUAUAUUGUUUUAGCUGUUUUUAUUGGCUUUUUAAUCAGCUAAUAAAAUGUUGGAUUGUUUUUGCUUGUUA
Molecule: messenger RNA, 1170 nt
Organism: Malaya genurostris
Lineage: Eukaryota; Metazoa; Arthropoda; Insecta; Diptera; Culicidae
Product: post-GPI attachment to proteins factor 2-like
Exons: 3
Coding region: 115-909 (264 amino acids)
Biological process (GO): GPI anchor biosynthetic process
Cellular component (GO): endoplasmic reticulum membrane; Golgi membrane
Source: RefSeq, a predicted model, not a curated record